This is a messenger RNA of Tachysurus fulvidraco (yellow catfish), 4881 nucleotides long. It is a transcript of the gene dab1a, whose product is annotated as DAB adaptor protein 1a. Gene Ontology annotation, biological process: lateral motor column neuron migration; ventral spinal cord development. The transcript is spliced from 15 exons. NCBI's taxonomy places the organism in Eukaryota, Metazoa, Chordata, Actinopteri, Siluriformes, Bagridae. Bases 414 to 2111 code for a protein of 565 amino acids. The record is from RefSeq and is a predicted model, not a curated record.
GAGUCAAAAAAAAAAAAAAAAAGAAGAAGAAGAAGAAGAAGAAGAAGAAGAAAAAGAAGAAGAAUUGAAACGGUGGGAAAGGGUUGAAAGCGCUGAAAUCCCGUCACAGUUUUUCAGCUGCAAUGGGAAGGAUGUAGUCCCGAUUUAGCUGACUGUGUCGGGCAUGGGAAAGUGGAUUACUGCGUUUUCUGACACCCGUGGACCGCGUAGAGAGCUCGCGUUUGGAUUCUAACCAAGCCAAGUAUGGAAACCGCACCAUCACGCACGAGUUUAAAGCCACUGCAGGGAGUGCUCGAGAUGCAGCGUCGAGGCUAGAGGCAGCGGCCGAGUGAGCGCGAGGCAGCAGGGAAGCCCCUCUGGAUGAGCCAGCCACAGGCACCCAGCCGCACAGUACAGGAAUAUAACCACUUAAUAUGUCAACAGAGGCCGAGCUCCAGCCUGCUGCCAGACCCAGCGUCAAAAAGGAUUCCAAGAGGAGAGGGCAGGACCGCACUGAGGCAGCUCUGAUAAAGCGAUUUAAAGGGGAUGGUGUCCGCUACAAGGCCAAGCUCAUCGGCAUUGAUGAGGUCACCGCCGCAAGAGGAGACAAGCUCUGCCAGGACUCAAUGAUGAAGCUAAAGGGGAUCGCAGCUUCAGCACGCUCGAAAGGAGAACACAAGCAGAAGGUUUUUCUUACAGUGUCCUUCGGUGGGAUAAAGAUCUUCGAUGAAAAGUCAGGGGUUCUUCAGCACCACCAUGCAGUUCAUGAGAUUUCCUACAUUGCAAAGGAUAUCACGGACCACCGGGCUUUUGGCUACGUGUGCGGGAAAGAGGGCCACCACCGAUUUGUAGCCAUCAAAACAGCUCAGUCUGCUGAGCCGGUGAUCCUCGACCUCCGUGACCUUUUCCAGCUGAUCUACGAGAUCAAGCAGAGGGAAGAGAUUGAGAAAAAGGCUCAGAAAGACAAGCAGUGUGAACAAGCAGUUUACCAGACCAUUCUGGAAGAAGACGUGGAGGAUCCGGUGUACCAGUACAUUGUGUUUGAGGCGGGACACGAGUCCAUCCGUGACCAAUCAGAGGAGAGCAUUUAUCAGGUCCCUACCAGUCAACAAAAGGAGGGAGUGUAUGACGUCCCAAAGCGACAUCCAAAUAUUCACCAAUUAGAGCUUUUUGGAGACAUGUCUACUCCUCCUGAUAUAACCUCUCCCUCAACCCCUGCCUCUCCAGCUACGGUUCUAGACCCAACGCUGCUUCACCAGCCCCCCUCAGAGCUGUUUGCUGCAUUCAACCCUGCCUCUGUGCCUGCCUCAGGUUAUGUGACAAUGGGAGCAGUGCCCCCGGGCUGGGCACAGCAGCAAUUCGCAGCCCAAGCACCGCUGGCAUUCGGAGUUCAGUCACCAGUCCCCAUGGCUCAGGUGUUACCCGGUGGGCAGCCGCUAAUUUGGGGCCAGGCCAACCUCUUCCCCGCCAUGCAGCAGCAGUGGGCAGCUAUGGCCGGAGCCCACUUCUCACCUGCUGCCUUUGUCCCUGCACAGACCAUGGGACCACUCCCAGCUGCAAUGUUCCAAGCACUGGCACCCAUGCAAAUGGCGGCAGCAUGUCCCACUGCUGGUCCUUCCCCAGGCACACCAACCGCAGGCACCUCAGCUUCCACGGCAUCUAGCCCUCAACAUGGCGAGCACUCAUUGCCUGGACAUACCAAGAUGAACAAGGAGAUGUUCAAGGACUUCCAGAUGGCCAAGCCGCCACCCGGAGGUACACGUAAGAGUGAGCAACCCAGUCUGGCAUGCACCACAGAUGCUUUUACUAGCUACUUCAGUAGGGUGGGACUGGCACAGGACAACGAUGACUGUGACGACUUCGACAUCUCCCAAAUGAACCUGACGCCCGUCACCUCCACCACACCCUCCACCAACUCACCUCCCACACCAGCCCCUCACCAGAGCUCACCGUCUAAGGCGUCAUCGCAGGCCAGUGACCCGCCCACUGAUGACUCGUUCGGGGAAGCAGACGGCAGCCCCAGCCGCAGCGGCGAGGAAGACGCUGCCGGAGACACGCAGUCUCCGAGUGUGAGUGAGCCUCAAACAGAGCCCGGUGGCUCUGAGCCAGACAGUCCUAAGGUCGGUAGCUAAAUAGCAGCAGGUCGGGGGGAAGGACCCUCUCUACGCCAAGAUCUGCAAAGGGAAGAAGUGAAGGAUCAUGGGAGGACUGCACACAUCUGAACAGUGCUCAGGGUGGAGCAAGAGACCAAACCCUUAGAGCCACUAUGGGUGUGGAUGUGGGUGUGUGUGGGUGUGGGUGUGUACGUGCAUAUGUGUGUGUGAACAAGAGAACAAAAAUGUGAGUGAAAUAAAGAGAAACAGAAGUGACAGGCUGAUGACUGUCUGUGUGUAUGUGUGUGUGUGUGUGUGUGUGUGUGUGUGUGGUUGCAUGAGAGUGAAUGGUAUUCAGAGCUCACCUGUGAUGGAUCACUCCAGCCUUCUUGACCUUCAGUUCCCCUCUGGUUCUCACUCUGUGUGGAGAAGUGCAGACUGGACGCUCCUCUCUUUUAUCUGUCCUUCCAUUGAGCUCUUUGUCGCACAGUGUUUCAUACACUCAUAAACUGAACAUGGAAUAUUAGAUACAGCUGAUGAUGAUGAUGAUGAUGAUGAUGAUGAUGAUAACGAUGAUGAUCUUCACACUAUUGUUCACUAUGUGUCAUUCCUUUGAUCUCUCUUUCUGUGUCAAUCUCAUACCAUCUAGUCAAGGUAAUAUGAGUGCAAAGUCUGAUAGGUGCCACAUUCCACUGUAUACACACACACACACACACACACACACACACACACACACACACACACAAAUAUACUCCCUCACUUAAGUGAGAGUUCAAGAAAUCAUUGCUUCAUGAUCCAGGCAUAAUCCCAGUCUCUGCACUGUUUUUUCUCUGCAUUGUCCAGGCCAGAGCAAUCGAUUACAGAGUAAUCCAUUUGAUCCAUCCAUAGGAUUAUGUGAUUUAUCCAUUUGGGUUUGUUUGGUUUUGCUCCCCGAUCUCUUUGAGAUUCUGCUGCUAGAGAGCUAUGCAGAAACGACAAAAAAGAGACUUCGUCUUUCUCUGUGGACCUUUCAGACAGAGAUAUGACUCAAGGAGUGACUUUGCCAAAAUCUCUUUCUUUUCUUUCUAUCUUUCUUUCUUUCUUUCUUUUUUUGCUGGAAAGACUUUUGAGCAGCUCAUACGGAGAAGACCUUGCGACGGAGCGGACGUUUCCAAAACAAGCUGUAUCUGUGAUCGAACUGUUCCUUCUCUAUAGCUUUUAUAUAAUACCAAUAAGACAAAAAACAAACAAACACUAAAAAAAAAAAAAAACAUUGAAAGCGGGAUUUUUAUUUUAUAAGUCGUGAGUGGAGUGGAGACCUUGAGGCCGACUUGAGACAUGUUUUAAGGAUAAACAAGGCUUUAAGGCAUCAGAUCAUUGGUUUGCCAAACUCAUUUUGUAAAUAACAGUAAUGCCAACAAUAAUGCUGAUGAUGAUGAUGAUGAUGAUGAUGAUGAUGAUGAUGAUGAUGAUGAUGAUGAUGAUAGAAAAAUGUUCAUUCUUUCUGCCGGACGUCUGUGCCAUAAAAUAGGCAGGCUUAAGUGAUGCAAGCUCAACAUGGAACCCAAGCAAUAUCUACAUGUGUCUAAAAUUCCCCUCUGUGAUUUACGUCGCUGUCGAACGUCUGUGCAUGUUUGGUUUACUUAAGUUGUGCACAUCUUUUGGAUACAGCGGAGAAAAGCUGGCGGUUAAAAUACCUCAAGUGUCACAGCACGAGGCUCAUUUUUAUAUAUACUGUACUUCAAUAUGAUAAUUGAACAAGUAUAGGCUUGACAGAGUUUCUUCAAAACCUAAUUUUUUUUUAAUUACUGGGUGUGAGUGAAAGUUAAAACAACACACCUGAGCCUUAAACUCUUUCCAAAAGGAUACAGACUUUCCAAAAUACAUGGACUUGCAUCUCCUAAGAUACGUUUCCAAAGUGUAUGUUUUCUUUUUUUUUCCAACAAAAAAAUCCUGUUACUGUAUUUAAAACUAAACAGGCAACAACAAAAAAAAAUAUAUUAAUAAUUUGCAGUGCUGAUCACAGACUGGGUCACGUGCUCAUAACCUUGUGGUAUUUUAAUGCAGUCAGGUCUCAUUCUCAAGCUACCCUGCCAUGUGGGUUGCUAUUUAAUUUUUUUUUUUUUUUUUUAAUCCUUUGCUUUUAUAUGUCACCAAGCAUACCGGCACAACCACAAAACAUGCAUGACCUCAUUCAUUUAUAUGUGCAUUCCCAAACACACACACCCAAACACACACACACACACACACACACACACACACACACACACACACUCGCAGUCAUGUUUAAAUUCACCUUAUUGACCAUUUCUGGAAAAUUACCUUUGGCUUCACAUCCAGCCAAAACUUCAAUUAAAGCAAGAUCCCAAAUUGCUAGUUACAUGUGUGAGUGUACAGUAUGUGAGUGAGAGAGAGAGAGAGAGAGAGAGAGAGAGAGAGAGAGAGAGAGAGAGAGAGAGAGAGAGAGACAUGAGCAGCCAGUUCUCCUUGUAUUUCAUUCCACAUAAUGAUUAAUACUCCCUAUUUUAUGGCCAGUGUCCUGUUUUAAUCUGAGAGCCAUUUUGGCCCUAAAAGUUCAUAAACUUCACUUGGGAUAUAAUAAGAAGCUUGUGAAGCCAGGAGAAGAGAGGGAGGAUCGUAAUGCUUUGACUAUGUUUCUAGACCUGUUUUAACUUUACCUCAGCUAAUGGUUUGUUAAUGUAAAAGAACGUCUUAUUUUUAUCUCAGUGAAGAUGACAUUCUACAGUGGAUUUUUAGAUUUUUUUUUCCCUCUUUGGUUUACAUAUCCCACCAAGUAAUACUGUACCAAUAAACACAUGAACAAAUUAGA